Misgurnus anguillicaudatus (oriental weatherfish) is the source of this 899-nucleotide messenger RNA. NCBI's taxonomy places the organism in Eukaryota, Metazoa, Chordata, Actinopteri, Cypriniformes, Cobitidae. The record is from RefSeq and is a predicted model, not a curated record.
ACAGCCUAUUGGUUGACUGCUUAAAAGGAAAACAACCUUUCUGUACGGAAGGGUUAAGCUUCUCAUGAAAACUUUUAACAUACUGUUUGGGAGCCAGCCAUGUCCGGUGUGUUUGGUGAUCUAGUUUAAAAUGGAAGGACUUAUAAUAACACUCAUCAUCACCUGUGUCCACAUUGAGGCCCAAAGUUAUCAUGAAUUUGGAGUGAUUGUAACAUGUGCAGACAAUAUAAAUAUAGAGGAUUUUCUCGUCACACUUGAUGAUGAACUGGUGGCACACGUGGACAUGGAGAAAAAGAAGGAUGUUUACACAGUACCUGAUUUCAUUGGCCCUGUUCAGUAUCCCUCACUGUAUCAGGAUGCCUUAAGAACUUUAGCUAUUUGCAAAGAAGAAGGUGAGGUGUUAAAAGGGGUGUAUGUUAAUUCAUCAGAGCAAAUCGAACCUCCCUGGAGUUCAGUUUAUACCAAACAAGAUGCAGUGUUAAACGUUGAAAACACACUGAUCUGCCACGUUACUGCGUUUUUUCCUCCACCCGUCACAAUUACAUGGACCAAAAACAAUUUGAAUGUGACAGACGGUACAACUCUCAGCCGGUAUUAUCCAAACAAAGAUGGGACCAUAAAUGUGUUUUCUAGAUUGAGUUUUAUUCCAGUGGAAGGAGACAUAUACAGCUGCACCGUGGAGCACAAAGCUCUCGAGGAACCUCAAACUAGAAUAUGGGAAGUAGAGAUAAAGGAGUCCAGUUAUGGUCCAUCAGUGUUCUGUGGAGUUGGACUGGGUUUUGGACUGAUAGGAUUGGCUGUUAGAAUUUUCUUUAUUGUCAAAGGAAGCAACUGCAACUCAUACUGACAACAACUACAACUGACAUCUGGUGUUUGAUUCUCAUAUAAAAGAUGACAUU